CCGCGGGACAGGCUUUGGGGCAGGGCCGAGCGCAGGUUUUGGCCGGUCGCAGGACACCUGAUUAAUAUCUGGGGACCGCUGCCUCCUUCGGCCACCUUAUAGACUGUCGAGUGCACGUGGGAUUAGAGACGCUAGGUGUCCGUGACCAUGGCCAUGAACCUUCUGGAGGACUGGUGCCGGGGAAUGGAAGUGGACAUCCAUAGGUCCCUGUUGGUCACGGGCAUCCCCGAGGACUGUGGUCAAGCGGAAAUUGAGGAGACUUUGAAUAGGGUCCUCUCCCCGCUGGGCCCAUACUUUGUGCUCAAUAAGAUUUUCCUGCGGGAAGAGAAUGCCAAAGCUGCCCUGAUUGAGGUGGGAGAGGGUGUGAAUCUCAGGGCCAUCCCGCGGGAGUUCCCAGGAAGGGGGGGCGUCUGGAGAGUGAUUUGUAGAGACCCCACCCAGGAUGCUGAGUUUUUAAAAAAUCUGAAUGAAUUUCUGGAUUCCGAGGGGCGCACCUGGGAGGAUGUGGUCCGCCUGCUCCAGCUUGGCCAGCCCUCACGGCCCCAGAAUCGGCCUCCACAGAACUGGGCAGACACUUUGGGGGUGCUCUUGGGGGCAGUGGUGCAGAUCGUCUUCUACAUGGAUGCUGAGAUCCGCAGCCGCGAAGAAGCCGGGUUUCAAGAAGGGGCUGAUGACCAGGUAGCUUCAGCCUCAGCGGCGCGGAGGAAGGUGAAGAAGCCAGGGUGGGCUGCCGAAAUAGGUUCCGCUUUGAAGAUGGAGAAUCUUGGCAGCUGCAACGACCCAGUAGACGAAGGUGACCCUCUGAAACCUCUGGUUCGUAGGGCUGGAGCUAAAAGUCGCUCCAGGAAGAAGAAGCAGAAAAAAAGACCCAAGCAGGAAUCCGUGCUCUGGAGGAAGCCCAGAGGCCGCCGUUUCAACAGCUCGGCCUCCUUGGAGGAUCCUGAGGCUGCUGGGGCUGAAAACAUGGAGGUCUCCGAUUCCAUCAGGAGCAAAAGGAAGCUACGUGUGAAGCAGGAGGAGUCGGCCUUGAAGAAGCCCAUGGCAAAAUGUGCCUGGAGGGCUCCCAGCAGCUCAUCCCAUGACGCGCCGUCAGAAGCCGUGAGCCCUGGGGUUGCUUCGCAGUCAGACCAAGGUGGCGGUCGGGAGGGCCCCCCAGAGAAGAAGGCCAUGGGCGGGGCCUUGGCAAAGAGCCCUGCGCCUGUGAGAAAGAAGAAGAAGGUGAGCUUGGGCCCCGUUUCAUACGUCCUUGUCGAGUCAGAAGAUGCCAAGAAGAAGCCAGCGAUGGGGAAGAAAGGGCCGGGCUCAAGACGAGAUGGGUCACUUCAGAAGGCCCCACGAGGCCCCCAGCCGGUGGGGUUGCUGGCCUCCACGUCUCGGGGCCCAAAGGCCAAGCCAGAAGGUUCUCUUCAGGCCUCCGGUGGUCAGAAUGGCAACAGAAGUCACUUGGGUUGUGCCGGCGAAUGGCUGAGUGGAGAAUCCGAGCAGGAGCGACAGGUGCUCAGGGCUGUCGCAGGUCAGGUGGAGCGUGAGCAGGAUGCCAGCGCGGUGGAGGGGGCGGGUGGCCCACCAGCUGAGUUUUUAGAGGGUGGAAGCCCUGACCUUCCUCCUAGAAGCCCCUGA
Messenger RNA from Enhydra lutris kenyoni (northern sea otter), 1620 nucleotides. Its product is annotated as paraneoplastic antigen-like protein 8A. The coding region runs from base 148 to 1620 and encodes 490 amino acids. Lineage: Eukaryota; Metazoa; Chordata; Mammalia; Carnivora; Mustelidae. The transcript is spliced from 2 exons. The record is from RefSeq and is a predicted model, not a curated record.